This is a messenger RNA of Serpula lacrymans var. lacrymans S7.9, 1832 nucleotides long. RefSeq lists its product as uncharacterized. Gene Ontology annotation, biological process: protein modification process. Lineage: Eukaryota; Fungi; Basidiomycota; Agaricomycetes; Boletales; Serpulaceae. The record is from RefSeq and is a predicted model, not a curated record. The transcript has 5 exons. Gene Ontology annotation, cellular component: P-body. Bases 233 to 1600 code for a protein of 455 amino acids.
AAUGUUUCAAUGGUACCACCACCCUGAAGUUUUGCCUAGACUAGCAGUCGUCCUGUAAGGAGCCUUGGAAAGCCAGAAAUUCGAGAUCAGAACGUAGCCCUGUAGGCCGACGUGGAAAAGCUGAUUCACGGUAGAUUUUUCAUUUAAUGUGAAAUUCCGUGUACUUACGAUUAGAACCCGAAAGUACUGAUUCAAAAUUUUACUGUUCACCACUGACAACAGAGGCAUAAAAAUGAAUACCGUGACUAAACCUGUCGUGUAUGUUUCUUGGCCAUUAGCACCACUCACUUUGUCUCUGGUUUGCACCUCGCUUGCAGAGCAGGACAUAUCGAGCGAAAUCGUUUCUUCCUUGCCAAAAUCUUUUUUCAAGUUAAUACAGUGGUCAACUUACGACUCCAUCGACCAUGAGCUUACAAAAUCUCGUCCCUUCGAUGUCCUAUCUUCAUCGUAUACUAUUCGCAAAGCUUUAAUCAGGAAACACUUUCUCUCGCGAUGUAUACGUUCCUACAUCACCAAACAUCCCGAAUCUUUGCUGAAAAAUUCUGUUCCUCGAACAUGGGAACUAGACAUUGCAUAUGCCGACGAACUUGAUGAAAUGUGGAGCGACGAACUUUGGGACCUUGGCAAUGAACUAGACUCAGAUAACCCUUUAAAAUCUCAUUGGUGGAUUUUGAAACCUGGAAUGGCAGACAAGGGUAUGGGGAUCAGACUAUUUUAUAGCAAAGAAGCUUUGCAGGAUAUAUUUGAGGAAUUUGAUCGUGAUUCGGAAGGCGAGGAAUCAGAUAUGAAUGAUACUUCUGUCAGUACUUCUCAGCUGCGACACUUCGUCGUCCAGGAGUACCUACAGUAUCCGCUGUUGCUCAACCCUUCUCAUAUUUCUCAUGCCAAGGUCCAAGGCAGUUCAAUGGGCCACAAAUUCCACCUGCGAGUAUACUGUAUAGCUGCAGGUGCCUUGAAACUCUAUAUGUACACUCGCAUAUUGGCACUUUUCUCGUCUAACCCAUACACUCCACCAAACCAAUCCAACGGAUCUAUAGACCUCACGCCACACCUCACAAAUACGUCAUUACAGAUUGAUCGAGGAGAAGCGGGAGUGCGUCUUUUGGAUGAGCUUGCAGGUUGUCAAAUCUUUUCCCUGGCUCAAGAUGUAAAUCAAACGAACGCUUUUACCUCCGGUGACAUUCGUUUUAUCAAAGAUCAGAUGGCCAACAUCCUCGCUGAGACAUUCAAAGCUGCAUUAGAAAUGCCUGUUCAUUUUCAGGCGCUACCCAAUGCAUUCGAAUUAUACGGUGUCGAUUUCUUAGUCUCUCAUGAGCCGUAUGCUAUGGGACCGACAAAAGAUCCACCGAUAAACCCACCAUUUCAAGUGAGACUCCUGGAAGUCAACGCAGAACCUGCCAUCGAAUUGACUGGCGCGCGAUUGACCUGGAUUCUGGAAGACCUGUUCAAGGCCAUAGGUCAAGUUUGCGUACAUCCGCAUUUCUGCGAGAGCACCGAGGAAGGGAUAGACGCCGAAUCUGCAGACUGGGCCGUGGGAGAAGUCCGUUAUAACUUGCAUAAAUGUCUUGAAGUUCAAGUGCGAGGUUCCGGUGGGUGGUAGUGGGCUUCUUGCAACUUUUUCUUUUUUUGGGUCUUAUUAAAAGAAUCGGUAUCUCAUCCUGGAAUAACUCUGAUAGCAGAAAUGUGGCCCAGAUGACCUCACAUAAAAUGUAUCAGAGUUUCGAUUUUCGUGUGUGCUGGUGCUGGCCGUCGUCGACAAAACUACGCAUUGCUGGUGGUGGUGAUGUUGUUCGAAGUGCUUUUGCAAUGAAAAAGAGCAACACAUUAUCACG